Molecule: messenger RNA, 3423 nt
Organism: Caenorhabditis bovis
Lineage: Eukaryota; Metazoa; Nematoda; Chromadorea; Rhabditida; Rhabditidae
Source: the annotation of a GenBank genome assembly
AUGCUCCUAACUGCAGCAGUCAAUGAGUCAGUAUUUCAGAUUUUCGAGAUUUUGAUCGGUUUCACACUCGGACUCAUCGUCUUCUAUGUGAUCGCCGUUGUCAUUUGCAAAUGGAAUGCUGAUGAGUCGGCGAUUGAUUUAACUCGAAAAGUUUACAACAGCUUAUUGAAUUCGGUUGACGCACAGAAUCAUCCCGAAUUUAGUCGAACGUUCUUGAAGCGGAUAAGCCCGAACGAGUUUGAGAGUCCGCUGCAGCUGCUCGCCGAAUUGAUUCGUCGGCAAACUCAAUCGCCGAAUGGUUCGGCUGAGAAGAAUCUGCGGACCCCGCCGAGAGAGCUACUCGAGCCGUCCGAGAAGGAGCCGAUACCGGGACAUUUGAGGCCAGAAAUAUUCUACGUGUUGAAAGCGCUCGAAGGUUUGGAGCUGCCGAGUUGUUGGACGUUGGACCCGCGCGAUGUCGAGAUAUUGUCGAUCGAAGCCGGCGCGAUUCUUCUUCAACCCGGCGAUUUGAACGAUGUCGUAAUUGUGGUCGUCUCCGGCGAUUUGGGAGUUUUCACCAAUGUCAAUGUGGGCAAUCGUGAAAGGCAAUGCAAUAUUAAGCGGAUACGACGAGGCGAAUCGUAUUUCUCAUUCACCUCGAUUAUUGAGGUCCUCAUGAACGCGAAACCCGAGAAUAAGUACCUAACACUUCGGGCGCUCAAAAGUUGCCGAGUUGCGAAAUAUCGGUUCACUUCGUUUUUCACGUCGUUCGCCAACUCGCCGCAAUCGUGGAUACGGACCAUUCAGGUGAUAAUGACGCGAUUGCAGCACUGCACUCUGGUGACGUGCAAUUUGUACCUGGGAAUCGGCGGGAAAUGCAUUGAUCAGAAGCGAAAAUUGCCGAACAAGGAGCGAUUUGAAGCAUUCGACAAAUUGUCAGUUGAGGAACAAUUCGAGACGGGAAUUGUGUGGAUGGCUGAAGCGAUGGGCGUACCAUCAGAGGUCGAUGUGUUGCGCGCGAAAGUGAAACGAAUCGAGUGCCAGAAGGGUAGUGUGGUCAUCGAGCAGAACUCGUUCCAGAUUGAUAUGAUGUUCUUGGCGUUUGGGAAAUUCAGCCUCAAGCGGCUUCCCGAAGUCGACGACACCGGCACAGCAUUGUCGUUCGAAGUGUUCCCCGGCGACAUUAUGCCGUCGAUGCAGAUUCUCACGAACGAGCCGACGAUGUGCACGGGAACCGCCACCGAGAAGUGCAUUUAUUUCGUGUUGCCGCGAGAGGAGUUUAUCAGCUUCAUCUCAAUUCAUCCGAUCAUCUAUUUGCGAUUGGCUUUCAAUGCGCUCCACUUUGUUUCGCCGUUCGCCAAGGUGUUCGACAUUGCCGUCUCGUGGAUUCGCAUCGACACCGGACAAGCUCUCUACAGGCAAGGCGAACGCGCGAAUUGCAUGUUCAUCGUGAUGGGCGGUCGCUUGCGGGCGGUGAAUAAUCGAAAAAUCGUCGAGGAGUACGGUAGAUUGGAUGUCAUCGGAAUGUUGGAUAUGGCCGAGCGAAUGCCGCGCAAAACGACGGUUCUCGCCGUGCGCUUCUCGCAUUUGGUGUGCGUUCCCGAGAAUUUGCUCGGUUUCGUCAAAAUUCGCUAUCCGCAAGUGGCCACCAAAUUGUUGCAAUUGAUCUCGCGCUGCUGGAAAUCGCCGGGAUUGCCCGAGAGCUCGCCGAUUCCCGAUUACACGCAAAUUCAGAAUUUGCGCACGAUUGCGGUGGUGCCGGCGUCGCCCGACGUGCCGCUCGUCGCGUUCACGUGCGAGUUGUACAACGCGCUGACGAAGCACGUGAAGGCGCUUCGACUGAGCAGCACCAUCGUUGGAAAAUAUUUCGAGCCGGGUGCUGUAAAUAAAAAAAUCGAUUUCGGUUUGAUGCAUUGGCUGACGGUUCAGGAAAUCUUCUACCAUCUCAUCAUCUACCAAUGCGAUUUCCAUCAGACGAGCUGGACGCGACGAUGUUUGCGAAUGGCCGAUGCGAUAUUGGUUGUCGCCAUGGGCAAAUCGAGUCGGCGCGCGCAAGUGCUCGCCGAGCAAUUGAUGAGCUGCAAUGAGAAGGGCAUUCGGCAGAGCAAGGAAUUGGUUUUGUUGUGGACCGAGGACACAAUGGCGCCGUCGGGGACCGCCGAAUGGAUGGCGGCGCAAUACUAUUCGGGAUGCCAUCAUUUGCGAGCGCCGAAGCGCCUAUUCAAUUGGUGCUCGAACGCGGAGAUCGCCAGCGAGGAGAGAAUCAUUCAGUUUUACGAGAACGAGGUGUUUGGGAGCAUCGACACGAGAAGCGACUUCGCGCGUCUCGCGCGCAUUCUCACCGGCAACGCGGUCGGCGUGGUGUUCGGCGGGGGCGGAGCGCGCGGUGCCGCGCACGCCGGCGCCCUCAAAGCGCUUCUCGAGAAGAAUGUGCCGAUUGAUAUGGUUGGCGGCACGUCGAUUGGCGCGUUCUUCGCCGCAAUGUACGCGAGCACACCGGACACGAGGGCGGUUGAUCGAAUGCGCGAUUUCUUUGAGGAUCGGUCUAGAAACAAUAUUAUUGACGUUCUCAUGGAUCUCACUUAUACGCACUCGGCGCUUUUGACAGGAUACCGAUUUAACAAAGCUGUUGAACGAAUUCUGGGCGAUCGUCAAAUUGAGGAUGCCUGGAUAUCGUACUUCUGCAUCACCACGGACAUCACGACGUCGAAUAUGCGCGUCCAUCGGUCCGGCGUCAUGUGGCCGUAUGUUCGUGGAUCGAUGUCGAUCGCCGGCUACAUUCCGCCGCUUUGCGAUCCCACUGAUGGACAUUUGCUGUUGGAUGGAGCUUAUGUGAAUAAUCUGCCGGCCGAUGUUAUGAGAUCGCUUGGAGCCAAUGUGGUGAUUGCGAUUGACAUCGGAAUGGCUGAAGACAACUCGAAUCUCACUGAUUAUGGAUUUUACUUGAGCGGAACUUGGGUGAUGUUCCGCAAUUGGUUUCCGUUCAUCGAGCCGGUUCGCGUGUUGAACUUGUCUGAAAUUCAGAAUCGUCUCGCUUAUGUUUGUUGUGUUCAUCAACUUGAAGCUGUGAAACGUGCUCCCUAUUGCCAUUACAUCAAACUUCCUGUGGACCAUUACCCGAUUUUCAAUUUUUCGAAGUUUGCCGAUGUCUCCGAACUUGGCUACACGACGACACUUGCGAAGCUCACCGAGCUCAUGGAGAAGAAUCCGAACACGAAGGAGAAACUACUCGGCAUCGCGAAGAACAUGAAUUCAAGCAUUCAGAUGCAGGAUAACACAAUAUCAAGCAUUGUCAAUAUGACAAUGAUGCCAAUGGUGACGUCGACGAUGACGAGCAGCUCGACGACGGGCUCGCCGAAGCCGACGCGCGAUUAUAUUGAAGUGAACGCGUCGAGAUCCAUGGUCAAUCCGAUUCGUAGUCCAAUCCGAGAGUGUAACUCUUGA